UAACAACACAUUCAAAACAUAAUUUGGUUAGAGAGUCUUACACAAAAGGAGUACAAAAGUUUUUUCAACAUGGCCAAUCCUAAUUGGCCAUCUUCACUUAUGUUGUUCUUAGCCUUGGUUUCCAUGGUUGCACAUAUAAGUGCUCAAUACUCUCCACCAACACCACCAUCGUAUGUUUAUCCGCUUCCGCCAUAUGUUUACAACAGUCCUCCACCAUACGUUUAUAACCCCCCAUCACCACCUCCGUAUGUUUACAAAGCUCCACCGCAAUCUCCUCCAUAUGUCUACAGCUCUCCGCCACCACCUCCAUAUGUUUACAAAUCUCCUCCACCACCUCCUUACGUCUAUAGCUCUCCACCACCACCUCCAUAUGUUUACAAGUCUCCCCCACCACCUCCAUACGUUUAUAGCUCUCCUCCACCUCCUCCAUAUGUUUAUAAAUCUCCCCCACCACCACCCUAUGUCUAUAGCUCUCCACCGCCUCCUCCAUAUGUUUACAAGUCACCACCACCUCCUCCUUACGUAUAUAGUUCUCCACCACCUCCUCCAUAUGUUUACAAGUCUCCCCUUCCUCCUCCAUACGUUUACAGCUCCCCUCCUCCUCCUCCAUAUGUUUACAAGUCUCCCCCUCCUCCUCCAUAUGUUUACAGCUCUCCUCCUCCUCCCCCAUACGUACCUCCAUACGUCUACAAAGCUCCUCCACCUCCUCCUUACGUCUAUAGCUCGCCACCACCUCCUCCAUAUGUGUACAAGUCUCCUCCGCCACCUCCAUACGUCUACAGUUCUCCGCCACCCCCUCCUUAUGUUUACAAAUCUCCUCCACCACCUCCCUACGUCUAUAACUCGCCACCACCUCCUCCAUAUGUAUACAAGUCUCCUCCUUAUGUCUACAGUCCGCCACCGCCUCCUCCAUAUGUUUACAAGUCUCCUCCUUAUGUCUACAGUUCGCCACCGCCUCCUCCAUAUGUUUACAAGUCUCCACCUCCAUAUGUCUAUAGCUCUCCACCACCUUAUGUCUAUAGCUCUCCUCCAUAUGUAUACAAGCCUCCUCCACCGCCUCCUCCAUAUGUUUACAAGUCUCCUCCUUAUGUCUACAGUUCGCCACCGCCUCCUCCAUAUGUUUACAAGUCUCCACCUCCAUAUGUCUAUAGCUCUCCACCACCUUAUGUCUAUAGCUCUCCUCCAUAUGUAUACAAGCCUCCUCCUUAUGUCUAUAGCUCUCCGCCACCUCCAAGUUAUAGCUAUAGCUCUCCCCCUCCACCGAUAUACUAACCAUAUAUAUACUUGAUGAAGUGAACCUCGAAGGAAGAUUGUAUUUAAUAAGUGAACUCACAGUUUAAAAGGCUUUUUCUUUCGAGACUUCAAUAUAUAAGAAAUGUACUGAAAUAUUUAUGUGCUAUGGGUUGCUUGCUUUUGAUGUUGUUUUCCCUUCUAAAAGAUCAAUGUUUUGUCUUCCAUUUAUAACUAAUAAAUUUAAUAUUUUAAAUAAUAAUUGGGUAUAUAUA
This is a messenger RNA of Camelina sativa (false flax), 1505 nucleotides long. The record is from RefSeq and is a predicted model, not a curated record. NCBI's taxonomy places the organism in Eukaryota, Viridiplantae, Streptophyta, Magnoliopsida, Brassicales, Brassicaceae.